Molecule: messenger RNA, 2158 nt
Organism: Girardinichthys multiradiatus
Lineage: Eukaryota; Metazoa; Chordata; Actinopteri; Cyprinodontiformes; Goodeidae
Gene: dthd1
Product: death domain containing 1
Exons: 9
Coding region: 182-2158 (658 amino acids)
Source: RefSeq, a predicted model, not a curated record
UCCAAAGUUGGAUGCAGCAGUGCUCCGGUUAACCGUGCACGAGGAGUCAGCUGGUGCUGCAGUCCGUCAGGAAUCCAGAGACAAGGAUGGUUCGUGCCAAACUGAAGACAUCAGGAACCCUCAGUCUGAAUCUAGUUUGGAGCUUAAAGAGGAAGUUCAGGAUGUUUCUGAUCAGAAGAACAUGUUGGACUCUGGAUUCAACAGUUCAAACUGUGGGAAGGAGAAAGACAUUGAAGGGGAACCCCACAUCAGAGGUCAAAAGAGGGAUUUUCACUAUCAGGCGUGUUUACUGGAAGCAGAAGAGAAAGACAGAGAGAAUAAAACUGAAAAGGGAAAUGAAGAGAAAUGGGUAACAGUAAGGUUUACAGGUCAGAUGGACGACUCCAACAAACCAACAGAUGUGUGUUUUAUCAGAGCACCUGCUGAUGGCCUGAGGUGUGAGGUGGACAACGCUCUGAGCUGCCUGAUGGUGAGCGGCUCAGAAGAGCUCGUCAGCAGAGUGAUUCGUGUAAAGGUUCAGGCCGGAGACACCUUCCACUUCCCUGUAACCGUGGCUGUGCCUUUCUGUUUGCGGCAUCGCAGCAGCCACAGGGAGGUGGCUGUAAAGUUUGUUGAUGAGGAGAAGAGAGAGAGCUACAUCACCCCUGUGACAACAGAUGGACCACGUGGAGGCCAAAAGGGUUGUUUUGCAGAGGUGAAAGUGUACUCCUUGGGCAUAUUUGCUGUGGUUUCAUGUCUAAAAAGAGAAACGUACAAUGUUUCCAAGAGGGGGUUGUCACUAAAACUCCCCAUGGACCCUCGGAUCUGCCUGAACUACCUUCCAGGAUCCUUCACUGCUCCAGUAAUGGUCCAAACAAUGGUCCAGCCGGUGGACGCCAUCCUUCUGGCUGCCGUGAAGUCCAGGAAUGAUGCCUACGAGUUGGUGGUGUCUGCCAGCCCGCUGCUCCACCUUACCCACCCAAAGUCACAGCCACUUAGGAGACCCCUUACAGUCAUGCUUCCAUGUCCACUAAAUCCUGAUAAAAGGGAGGAAACAAGGAGAAAACAAAUCCAAGAACACCAGAUUAGGGCUCCUAAUUCUCUACUUCCCUCAGAUAAAGUAAGACUCUUUGGUGCCGGUGUGAUGGCUAAUGAGAAGUCCAAUGAGCUGCUGAUUCUUCUUGGCUCAAGAGACAAACAGUGGACAGUUCUAGAUAAAAUUGUCAUCAGGAACCAGCAGAAUGGAUUGGUGUCAUUUGAUCUGAUAGAAAAAUUUGACAGGCUGCUCGUAUUUCGUCUCCUCUCACCACUGCUGCCUUGUCACCUCACCGCUCUGGCUGAGGAGCUGGAGGCCUCAGCCUGCCGCCACUCUGUGUCCGUUGUCCUCCAGUGUGGACGGGACAACCCUCACAGCGUCCUCCUGGCUGCGUUGCCUAGCCGAGACCUCGGCUGGGAGCUGAACAGACUGCGAGCUCAGGGCUGUGGUGGCAUUGUGGAAACCUCCUCAGAGAUUUCCCUGUGCGAAGGAGAUCAGCUUCUCCUGCGUUUCAGUGGCAACAUCACAUCCACAGCUUUCACACAGAGCAACACAGUUGCGGAGCCACAUGACCGGCUGACCUUUCACUGUCAGCGAAGGAAUCAGCUUCUAGUACACCUAACUGAAGUGGACCCGUUCGGGAACUACAGCUCACCUUGUUACAAGGGUACCGCCAUGCUUUAUAGAGUCACCAGAGCUGAGCUGGAGUGGAGAGGGGACAAAGCUGUUCUGAGAGAUGAAAAACUCCUGGGAAAACCAGUUUGUAAACUGCCUCUGAGUUUACCAAAGAAAGUGAGAGUCAUUCAUCGGCCGGUUGCCACCAGAGUGAAGAUUUGUGAGGAGGCAGAGCCUCUUUCGGACGCCCUUCUCCUCUGGCUGUCUGGGGAGCUGUCUCAGGAAGAAACGGCUCUGCUGGUGUCCUCCCUGCGUCUCAGUCGAAGUGCAGCCCAGCUGGUGAAGCUCCGCUCCAGGGACAUCCCAUCAGACCAGGCCUUCCACAUCUUGGCCAUGUGGAGACGAGCUCUGCCUGCUGUGACACGCCACCCCAAGGCCUCCCAGCUCGCUCAGAGCCUGGCCAAAAUAGGCAGACCAGAUCUGGCCAGAGAGGUACUGCUGCGUGAGACAGAACUCUCUCUGAAAUAG